GUCUAUCCCGCUUUCAUCAAAACAAAGAUGACACACAACCACACCCCCAGACCCAAUAAAAAUGGCGGGAAAAUUUGGCGCCACUAUUCCACUCUCCCUUCUUCCUCUAUAUAAACCCUUUCCUUCCACUUCUUCUUCCUUGUCCUUUCAAUCCUUCUCUCUUCUUAACCACCGCUAUCCUCAUUUCUGCAACCGCCUUGUUCUCACCAUGGCCCAACCAGACUCCCACGCCACCAACGGCUCCACCGUCGCCGAGAUCCAAGAGCCCUGCCCCAAGAUCCUCAAGAUCCACCAAGACGCUGACAUUUCCACCAACCUUGCUUCUCUCCUCCGUGUAAAGAAGCUCUCCGACAACGCCGUUCUUCCCUCUAGGGCUUCUCCUCUCUCCGCCGGUUACGAUCUCUCCAGUGCUGUGGAGACAAAGAUUCCGGCGAGAGGCAAAGCUCUGGUGGCUACUGACCUCAGCAUUUCGAUUCCAGAAGGCACCUAUGCCCGCAUUGCUCCGCGAUCGGGUCUUGCGUUGAAGCAUUCGAUUGACGUUGGUGCGGGUGUGAUUGAUGCUGAUUACAGAGGACCGGUUGGGGUGAUACUGUUCAACCAUUCGGAUGUUGAUUUUGAGGUGCAGGUUGGUGACAGAGUUGCACAGCUGAUUUUGGAGAAGAUUGUGACUCCUGAUGUUGUUGAGGUUGAGGAUUUGGAUUCAACUGUUAGGGGUGAAGGUGGGUUUGGAUCAACUGGUGUUUGAAUUUAGGGAUUAGGGCUUGGUCUUCUAAGUUGAGAUUUUAGGGUUAGUGGUUAAUGUAGAUGGAGAAAGCUCUUUUGGUAAUUUUGUGGAGCAGUUGGUGGGCGUUGUAGUGCUUUUCUCCCAGUAACUACGAUUAUUAGGGAUGUCAACAAAUUAUCUUUGGUUUUUAUAAAUGAAACUACUAGUUAUAUA
Molecule: messenger RNA, 937 nt
Organism: Arachis duranensis
Lineage: Eukaryota; Viridiplantae; Streptophyta; Magnoliopsida; Fabales; Fabaceae
Product: deoxyuridine 5'-triphosphate nucleotidohydrolase
Exons: 3
Coding region: 62-745 (227 amino acids)
Biological process (GO): dUMP biosynthetic process; dUTP catabolic process
Molecular function (GO): dUTP diphosphatase activity; magnesium ion binding
Source: RefSeq, a predicted model, not a curated record